AUGUUAUGCAAAACUAAAAAUAAGCAAAAGAUGGAACAAAUGGCAUUACAAAAUGCUAAAGUUGUGAAUGUAAAUGAAACGAUUGCAACAAAACAAUCAUCACCAGAAUGCAUAAUGCCUGCAUUAUCAACAACACAACAAACUACUGAUAAACUGAUAAAAGAAAAUGUUAAGAAGGCAUUAUCAAAACAAUCACCAACAAUACCAAUGCAAUCAGAAGCAAAUGUUAAAAAGAUUUCUUUGCAAUCAACACAAACUGAUACAGAUUCAAAACAAAAAAAAAGUAGAGAUGAAAAGUUCAAAAUAAAUAAAACACAAUCAGAAACGGAAUUCGAAGAUGUAUCAUUAGCAACAUCAAUGCUAAUUGAUAAAACACAAGCAAGCAUUUCACAACGAGUAGAUGAUAGUGCUGAUACCGGUGAAUACGUGGAUGAUCUUCCGGAAGAUGAAGAAAAAAGUAGCAGUGAAUAG
Molecule: messenger RNA, 471 nt
Organism: Brugia malayi
Lineage: Eukaryota; Metazoa; Nematoda; Chromadorea; Rhabditida; Onchocercidae
Exons: 4
Coding region: 1-471 (156 amino acids)
Source: RefSeq, a predicted model, not a curated record